Molecule: messenger RNA, 767 nt
Organism: Pseudophryne corroboree (corroboree frog)
Lineage: Eukaryota; Metazoa; Chordata; Amphibia; Anura; Myobatrachidae
Gene: CDX2
Product: caudal type homeobox 2
Exons: 3
Coding region: 12-767 (251 amino acids)
Biological process (GO): embryo development; anterior/posterior axis specification; regulation of transcription by RNA polymerase II
Cellular component (GO): nucleus
Molecular function (GO): RNA polymerase II transcription regulatory region sequence-specific DNA binding; DNA-binding transcription factor activity, RNA polymerase II-specific
Source: RefSeq, a predicted model, not a curated record
AACCUGCCACCAUGUACGUGAGUUACCUGCUGGAUAAGGACGUUGGCAUGUAUUCUGGAUCUAUGCGUGGCCACCCUGGCCUGCAAAACUACCCCACUGCCCCCCAGUACCCUGACUAUGGAGGAUACCAUGGACUGAGCUUAGAGUCUGCAUCUCCUGCCUCUGGGCCUUCUGCCUGGAUCACACCCUAUGGAGCUCCACGGGAUGACUGGGGCCACACGUCUUACUCCUCUGGACACACUCCCAUUAACCCUUCUCCAGGGGGCAGCUUGGGCUACAGCCCAGUUUCUGACUAUCCAGCUGGGCAGGUGCAAGGGCCGCCCUGUGUAGGGGUGCUGCCAGCGGGGCAUCAACCUCAAGUUUCUCCAGGGAUGGCAGAUGGGCACCGGAGACAUCACUACGAGUGGAUGAGGAAGCCAGCAACACAGGGCAACUCUGGGGGUAAGACCAGGACGAAGGACAAAUACCGCGUUGUGUACACCGACCACCAGAGGCUGGAGCUGGAGAAAGAGUUUCACUACAGCAGAUAUAUUACCAUCAGGAGGAAGGCAGAGCUGGCGCUCAGUCUGGGGCUGUCUGAGAGACAGGUGAAGAUCUGGUUCCAGAACAGAAGAGCCAAGGAAAGAAAGAUGAACAAGAAGAGGAUUCAACAGACUCAUAAUGGCUCAAAUGGGCAAGAUGCCCUCAGCCCAGAUCCCUCUAUGGGUCACAUGAUACCUAUGUCGAACACCAAUGUGGGCACACUGACAAAUCCUGUCACACAGUGA